CGGUGACAUAUGCGAUGCAUAGUUUCAGAGGCCAAGAUGCCGGGUUGCCUCUGCAGGCAUCUGGUUCCCAACAGUAUCCCUUCUAUGGCGGCCCCGCAGCGUCCAUCCAGACAUCCGCCCGCGGACAACUAGAUGCGUCCUUCCUGCCGCGGCAAGGGCCGCCAUCAGGCAGAUAUCCCGCCUAUCCCCACCACCACGAAGGCUCCCACGCACCCAUCGGCGAAUCGGGCUACCCACGGCUGGCGGAUCUGUCGCCCGGCUCACCCGUUUCGCCGGUACACACACAGAUCUGGCACACAAGAAGUCAAGAAGCGAGUGAGUGGGUGUGUGGUUCUUUCCCUGUGCACUUUCAGUAUCCGCAGUAUGUGCAUCGCCCGCUGGUUCGCGGCACAUCGGCGCCUGUCGAGCGAGCACCUGUCGGCGUUGACUUCCCUUACCGCACGUACGGCUACCAAGGGCCGCCCGGCCCGCCACCAGGGCUCGGGGCGCACCCGCCCACCCCGCCUUGGCUCAAGGUGCGGUCUGGAUUCGACAUGACCAAAGGUAUGCAUGGAACAGAGGCACAUUCUCCUGGCAAUGCGCUUGUCUGUAUGGUGUAUGGUCGACGUGUUCUCUGUGUGCAGCGUAUGUGUUGGCGAUCGUAGUGUGCCUCUUCGCGUUCUCCGCCCUUGUGGCCUUGCGUCUGGAGGGCGGCAAGCCAUCCUCAUGGACCGACUACGUGCCGGCCUUCUUGUCGGUGGUGCCCAUUCUCUGUCUGGUGGCGGAGAUGUGGCUGUACCAGUCCGCCAUGGGCACACACGAGGAGAUGAUACUCUACGUCUAUCAGUCGGGCGGCCUGCUGGUUACCGCCCUGUGUCUGCUGGCGUUCUUCGCCUUCAUAGGCCUCAGAAACACCGGGGCGGUCGACUGGGGCUGGUCGUUCGUGCUGUCGCCCAUGUGGGCGCUGCUCACGGCGGGAUACAUGACGGCCAGCCUGCGUCUAGCCAAGUUCAUAGAGAAGCGGAUGGUGGACAUAUUCUGGCAGAUGUUUGUGUGCCUCUCACUCUCAUCGCUCAGCGUCCUUCUCAUAGGCAUAAAAAUGGUGGGCGAGAGCCACCCAUCCACCACAUGAAGCCCCACGUCAUUCUUCUCUCUCUGUGCUUCUGGGUGUGUGUUUCAGGACGGAGUUGAUGUGUUGGCCGGCACGCAUUGGGGGUGGAUCCUCGCGCCACUGCUGGUGGCGUACUUGAUCGUAGCGACGUCGCUGGUGCCGUUGCAGCCCAAGGACCCCGGCAGGGGCAUGGACAUCGUGGCACGCAUCGCAAUACUCGCCGCACUCGUAAUCUUCAUCGGCAAGUAAGGGCCACAUCCACUCCCAGCACCCCGCAGAGACACAGAGGCACCGGAGGCAGAGAAUGACUCACUUGUGUGGAUGUGCAGGUUGAAUGGGUGGGUGGCACUCUCCUGGCUGAUUAUCUUCGCCCCCCUCUGGCUGUCGUUCGUGCUAGUGGUACGUGACGCAAAGGCAUCCAUGGAUCCACCGCACAACACGAUGGCCAAUGUCAUCGGUGUGGUGUGUGCAUGGGCAGAUUGCGAUUUUGGCCGUGGAUAUCUCGAGGACGGCGGCCGGCAGCAAGGCCCGGCCCCCUACGAUUAGAUUGCGGCCGCCAUACGUUGACUGAUGGACAUGUGGCGAUGGAUUAGGUAGACAACGAAGGCAUGGCUAGAUGGAUGGACGGCUGCGACGGAUGGACAGUUGGACAGACAGAUGUGGCGAUUUGUCGAUGGGUGGUGGGGUGGGUGCAUAGGCGUGCGACCUAAG
This is a messenger RNA of Vitrella brassicaformis, 1801 nucleotides long. Lineage: Eukaryota; Vitrellaceae. The record is from the annotation of a GenBank genome assembly.